Molecule: messenger RNA, 1133 nt
Organism: Beta vulgaris subsp. vulgaris (sugar beet)
Lineage: Eukaryota; Viridiplantae; Streptophyta; Magnoliopsida; Caryophyllales; Amaranthaceae
Exons: 4
Coding region: 138-908 (256 amino acids)
Molecular function (GO): protein binding
Source: RefSeq, a predicted model, not a curated record
GAUUUUCUAUGUGAUUGACAAACCUACCCGCACAAUUUCUUAUUUCCAGCAUCAAUCAAGUUUGAGGAGGAGACAAGAAGAGUGAGAGAAAACAUUGAACCUCUUUUCUCGAUUAUUUCCAACAAAAUUGAAGUUCAAUGAAACCUUCGCUUUCUACUAAUUUGCAGCACGCAUUGGUGCUUAAUCCAAUGAACAUCUGCUAUAGGGGGAAUGUUGUGAGUAUCACGAAAUUCAAUAACUUACCUUAUUCAAGCAUAAAAAGUUUGAGGAUGUUAAAAUGUUUGUCAUCUUGGAAGCCAAAAAAGAAUGAUGACAGCGGAGCUGAGAUUUAUGCAGCAUCUAUUGGAAGGGCUUUUCUGUCUUCACUGCAACCAUGUAAAGCGACAAAUGAUGAUUUGGGGAGAGCUGUAACUGGUGAAAGCAUAUUGUUGAACAAACAGAGCUUGGAACGAGAGUUAGAAAUUGCUAUUGAGCAAGAGAACUAUGCUGAAGCUGCAAGGAUCAGAGACAAAAUCCGAGUUCUUCAUGAAGACAGUGAGGCUUCUGUACUUUAUGCAAAUGCUCGGUUUUAUAAUGCCUUUAGAAUUGGAGAUCUUGCCUCUAUGCAAGCCCUUUGGGCUAAAGGGGAUAACGUGUGCUGCGUGCAUCCUGGUGCUAGUGGAAUAUCUGGUUAUGAACUUGUAAUGCGGAGCUGGGAAUAUGUAUGGGUAGAUUAUGAAUUUCCAUUGGAGAUUGAGCUAAGAGAUGUUCAAGUGCAUGUGAGAGGAGAACUUGGAUAUGUCACUUGUGUGGAAUUGGUUAAAACUAAAGGCAGCAGCUGGGGAAGACAAUUUGCCACGAAUGUUUUUGAAAAAGUUGAUGGUCAAUGGCUUAUUUCUAUCCAUCAUGCGUCUCCGGUUGACUUGUGAUUAGAAUGGGUGACGAGUUGGUAGCAAGUGAAGUACGAAAAUGGGUGACGAAUUACUAGCGAGUGAAAUACAUCUUAUGUGCGUUUAAUUAUGUCUGACGUUGUACAUUGUAUUGUAGUCAGUAUUUAUUUUUAGUUAGUUGCUUGUAAACGUUCUUUCUCUUGUAGCAAAAUGAAACAAAUACUGUCUUCUCCCAAUUAGUAUUGACCAUGGCGUUCAUUUUCA